AUGAAGUUCGCACUCCUUCUAGCUUUCACAGUGGCCGUCGGUGCCUUGACUCAAGACCAAAUCGUCCCACCCAAAGUCGCUUGCGGCGAUGAGGUCCCAGACGACGGUUUCGAAAUCCUCGGGGGGCAGGAAGCCCCCGAGGAGUCCAGCACCGUUAUGUUGCUGGGCCCAAGAAGUCACCCGAUGGUGAGACCGAUCAUGGGCACGCACUAUUCAACCGGUUUUGCCGACGGGGAACUGACCACUGUCACCCAGGAAAUCAAACACCCCAAUGGCAUCGACGUUCGCAUCAUAAUCUUGGACCGCAACAUCACGACCAUCCAACCUGUGGUGAGGGUGUUGUUUAGUGUCGUUCGGGCGGACGUGCUCACUUGGGUACGCGGCUGGGGAUACGUCAGGCGUGGUGGCCCCCAAUCGCGCGUGCUCAAGGUGCUCAGCGUCACGACCUGGAGCUACGCCAGGGCCUCGGCUGCGCUCUUCCCCAGACGAGUGACCGAUAUGAUGUUGGGUGUUGGAGGCGAGAAAGGAGAAGACUCGUGUGGCGGCGACUUGGGGGGACCGUUGACCAUCGAAAUAAACGGAGUUGUGCGCUUGGUGGGCGUGGCCAGCUGGGGCGGAGAAUGUGGUCUGCUCGACAAGCCAGGUGUGCAUGCACGCGUCAGCACUGCUCGUGCCUUCAUUGCACCGUACAGUACUUGCCGACGUUAAGUCAAACUUGCG
This is a messenger RNA of Aphanomyces astaci, 720 nucleotides long. RefSeq lists its product as hypothetical. Bases 1 to 708 code for a protein of 235 amino acids. Lineage: Eukaryota; Oomycota; Saprolegniomycetes; Saprolegniales; Verrucalvaceae. The transcript is spliced from 2 exons. Gene Ontology annotation, molecular function: serine-type endopeptidase activity. The record is from RefSeq and is a predicted model, not a curated record. Gene Ontology annotation, biological process: proteolysis.